ACUUCAGUAAUUGUUUGCGCAUCCUCUUUGGGAGGCCGCUUUCGGCGCUUUUGUUUUUCGUGCAAAUCACAAAAAACAAAAUGGUGUAUAUGUAUUCAAUGUUUUAUUUUGGGUUUUAAAGCAUAACUAGAAAUAAAACGAACUUUUUAGGAUAUAUUUUAAAAAACUAAAUGCAGUUGAGUUAGAAGUUAUGAAUAAAAAUGAUCGUUUACAUUUACGCAAGAAGUUAGGGUAAUUUUUAAGUUAUUGAAACUAAAGAAAACGUAGAGAUGAGUGUGAACCUGUUGCACUGGUUAUGUGGGGUGGGUUUGUCGAAUCGCUAGUUUAGCAAAAACUGUUUUUCUGCAUUAUGAGGGAAAUGGUAGGAGGCUGUUGUGUUUGUUCUGACGAUAGAGGCUGGUCUGAGAAUCCACUUGUUUACUGCGAUGGACAAUCUUGCACUGUAGCUGUUCACCAAGCAUGUUAUGGUAUUGUAACUGUUCCAACUGGUCCUUGGUAUUGUCGUAAAUGUGAAAGUCAAGAAAGAUCUGUUAAAGUGAAAUGUGAAUUGUGUCCCAGCAAAUAUGGAGCUCUUAAACGUACAGAUACUUCUGCUUGGGCCCAUGUGGUCUGCGCCUUGUAUAUUCCAGAAGUCCGAUUUGGAAAUGUUACAACUAUGGAACCAAUUCAAUUGCAGUUGAUUCCUGCAGAGAGAUUUAAUAAGGUAUGUUAUAUAUGUGAAGGAAAGAAAUCUUCAAAUGCUACCAUAGGAGCUUGUAUGCAGUGUAAUAAAGUUGGUUGCAAGCAGCAAUUCCAUGUUACUUGUGCACAAGGAUUAGGUUUACUGUGUGAAGAAGCUGGAAAUUAUUUGGAUAACGUUAAAUAUUGUGGCUACUGCCAACAUCACUACAGUAAACUGAAGAAGGGUGGUAACGUAAAGACAAUCCCCCCUUACAAACCUGUAGCUAACGAAGCACACAAUUCUGAUUCAAAUUCUGAGAAGGAACCUGAAGGAGGCCCAUCAAAUUCCAAAACAGGUGUUUCUCCACCAUCAUCAGGUAAACGAAAAGCCAUACAGAGCAGCAGCAAAGCUCCGGCAGCAAAAAACGCUGGUAAGAACAGUUCUCAACAACAACAGCAACAACAAAAAUCCGUCCAUAAUAACAAAACAAGUGAAAAGACUAAAGCGACUGUGAAAAUAUCAAAACUCGACGAAACAAUACUGGAAAGUGGUGAAAAUAAAAAAGACACUGAAAGUGAACAAAAAGAAACUAAAGACAAUAAGGUAUCAAAAAAGCGCAAGGCUAAUUCAAGGACGCCUACACCUGUUAGUGGAACACCUAGUGAAGUGAGUGUUGUAACUACAGUGACAAGCAUAGUUACACCAACUAGUACAAGCACAAUUAAUGAUAAAAAAAGUGCAAUAAGCGAUAUUAUAGAUAAAACAAAAAAAGUAAAAGUGGACACCACACAAUUGAUUUUAACUAAUCAACCAGUGGUAGCCCUAACUUCGAUAUCUCCUAUAAAAACAACAUCUCCAGCUACAGCCAUAGAGACAAUAACAAGUAGUGAGCCUACGGUAUCAGCUCCUCCAAUCAUCCAAACAACACAAGUACCAUCCCAAUCACUUGUAGUAUCUGUUCCUUUAGCAAAUACUACUCUAAGUCCUCACAAAUCCAUUCUCAAUAAUCAGACGACAACCGUCGUACCACCUGUUGUUGAAGAAAGAAGUAGUAGCAUCGGAAGUACAGAAAGAAGUACUCCUGUCAUUAUUAAUAAUAUGAUAGGAAGCAGCAGUAAUCAGGAUUUUCUAACUUCCGAUAUGAAUUCAGGAGGUCUUAAGAUAACUUAUGAAAAACAGGUGGAUUCCAUAAAUACAGAGGUAGAUAUGGAAUUAGACCUGGAACCCACCCCAUCCACUAAUGUUGAAGUACCUGCUAAAAGAGGAAGAUCUCAAUCUCAAUCAAAUGAGAAGACUGACAGAGCAAGUCGCAGCAGAAAACGCAAUAGUACUGGUGGAUCCAAUUCAACACCUGCAGCCCUCUUAACCAGUAACACUACUCUGCCUAAAAGAUCUAGCAGAUCAACGCAUGUAACUCCUCCUCCCUCUACCGACUCUCCUGGUGCUUUUAGUUCCAUAGUGCCUCCACAGAUAAAGGAUUCCCCACCUAGUAGUCCAAGCUCUGAAAGCCAAAGUGUUCCUCCAAUAAGUAGAAGAACGAGAGCUAGAAAAAGUGACUCAUCUAUCAUUGGUACUGGAUCUGGAUCAUCAAAAGAUAGCAAAGAUGUUAAAAUAUUUCAAAAUGGUUUAUCUGCUCCUCAUAUGUUGGGAAAUCAAUUAAACCCGAAUUCGACGAUGCAUUCGAAAAUGAAUGAUCAUUUAAAUAAUGAAUUAGAGGCUCACAGUAUAUUCAACCCUAACGAAAGCAAUUCUAGUCUUGUAGGACCCCAACUACACCAGAGAGUACUUCAAUCAGCGAGAGCUAGUAGUACUGGAUCUAGUACCGCUUCUGGUGGUAGUGGAUUGUCCUCUAUGUUGAGUGGAGGGGGUGGUAACAUACCUCAAACAUUGGACCAACUCCUCGAAAGGCAAUGGGAGCAGGGAUCCCAGUUUCUUAUGGAACAAGCCCAACAUUUUGACAUUGCGUCACUUCUAUCCUGUUUACAUCAGUUGCGAGCUGAAAAUUUACGGUUAGAAGAACAUGUGAGCUCUUUGAUACAAAGGAGGGACCAUUUGUUAGCAGUUAAUGCUAGAUUGGCAAUUCCUCUUACCAAUCAACCACCUGCAGCUCCAUUAUCGACGCAUUCCCAUUCAGUAAACAAUAUCCAUCCAUCAGUGGCCGCAGUACAUGGAGAAGUACCUAGGUCGUCGAGACAUGGUGGUGGUUAUCCCAGUCAUCCUCAGUCAUCAGCUCAGCAUCCCAUGGAAAAUGGUUUACCACCUGAUACAUAUCCUCCUAAUUCUCAUCGAACCAGAAGUCCCAAUAAUCAUGGCAGUCAACCAAGUCCCAAUGUGAGACAUUCACCAGCUGGCGCGUACACCAAUAGUAGUCUACAAAGACAGAAUGCAGACGGACGUUCUGUGUCUGCACUCCGACCUCCUCAGCCUUAUCUGUUGUACGAUAGGGCUGGAGGACCUUCUCCCCAACAACAGAUGGUAAUACGAAGAGACAGGGGCGAUAGAGAAUCGGAUAUGCUUCAACAUGCCUCUAAACCCAGCUGAAGUCAAUUUGUUGACCCAUCUUUUAGUAUUAAUAAAUUAUUAGACUUGCAUUGACAAAUCAUUAACGAAAAAAAUUAUUUUUUAUAGGUUUGUCAUAGGUAUUGAUUCAGAAAAAUUAGAAAUGUGAGAUUAUCAAUUAUGAAAUUUCGGCAAAAAGAAUAGUCAAUUUGAAUAAGGAAAAUUUAACACAGAAUUAUAUACAUUCUUAUAUAAAUUGCAUCUUCUUUAAUCGAGCUUCAUUCCAAAAGGAAUACAGUGUGUUUGGAAUGUUGCUACAGAAUUUGAACCACAUUUUUUGACCUAAAAUAACUUUAUUGAUGUGCUUAUACAAAAGUGUUUUUCAUUUGUUGUGACCGAUACAUGUUGCCUCUUCGCAAUAUCUCGAACAGUUAUAUGACCAUCCUCUUCAAUAAUGACUUUGAUUUGGCCAUCAUCAACUUCAGUAGGCCGAUCAGAAUAUAAAUCAUCUUUUAGAAAAAAAUCUCAAGAACGGAAUUUUUUUAUACCAAUUCUGACACGUGCAAUACCAUCAUAAACUUCACAUAUUUCUUUGUGAUACGCCUAAGGGUUGAUGUUCACAUUUAAGUAACAUGAGAUUUUUGCAGUUAAUUUUUUUCUGCUGAAACAAAUGUUAAAAAUACUUUAACAGCUCUACAAAAAAUCUGAGUGUUUACUUAUUUCGAUAACAUUUGCUGUUUAAGAGUUAUUCAAUGAUGAAGUUGUAUUCCUAGUUAAAUUCAUCAUUUUCCUAUUCUUUAUUUACUAUCGUUUUUUGUUUGCAAUAAAAUUAUGGAGCAACCGUAUAUUUUGUAAAUAUACGGCCUAUCAGAGUAACCGUGUAUUUUGUAAAUAUACGGCUUAUUGGAGUUACCCCAUAAUUUUAUUGCAAACAAAAAGCGACGGUAAGUAAAAAAUAGGAAAAUGAUGAAUUUCAUUAUAAACACAAAUUUUUCGUUGAAUAACUUUUAAACGCGUUAAAUUUCCUACAAGAAAUAACUGUUAAAGUAUUUUUAACUACGUUUGUUUGAGUGGAAAAAAAUUGACUGCAAAAAGUGCAAAAAUAUCUAGUUGUUUAGAUGGGAAAUGUAUAUGAUUUAGGCACGGUUUAAUGUCAAUAUUAAGGAUUGGUUUGGGUCUGAUAUUUACAUUCUAUUUCCAAUACAAUUUGAGAAAUAAUGGACCCCCUACUGUCUAUAAGAGGCCCAAAUGUGUUGAUAGUAGUAGUAAUCAAAAAAAUUAUUGAUAAUUUAUCAAAAAAAUAGGAAAAUUGCAUUCUCUUAUUAAUAACCAUGUUCGAUUAAAAAAGAUGCAAUAUUUGUACAAGGUGUCCAAAAUAGUAUUUAUUAUUGAAAAUGUAAGUAAGUGGCUGAUUAAAUAUUCUUAAAAAUACUUUUUAAGUUGUUUUGUUGUCAAUAAAAGUUAACUAUUAUCAUUUAGAACUCUUCCCAUAUAAUUCGGAAAAUGUAAUAAUAUACAUUGUGAAAAUUAUUUUUGGGCUAGAGACUCUUACCACUAUUGUGAUCUAUCAUGUAACUUGAGGGUCUCAUUACCUUCGAGACAACCAAAUAAAAUUAAUAAAUUGAAUUUAUGAAGUUUGUGCCUCAAUUUUAAAUAAAAACGAUAUUUUGCUAAUAAAAAUAAUUUAAAUACGGCCACUAAAGUGGAUGUAGUUUGAUCGAAAUAGAAUUGAAGCAUGGACGAGUUUCAUAUAUUAUUAUUGCAAGGUGCAACCAAAAAACCUAAAUAAUAUGCCACAUAAAUUUGAUAAGACUUUUUUUCCUUCCUGGAUCUAGAAUUUUCUGUGUUGAUAAAUCUUUAGUGACAUUAAUGAUUGAAGCUUCUCUAUUUUUUAUAGAUCUUCAUGGAUAUAAGUAAUUGAUAUGUUCAGAUUGACAUUAUUUUUAUAAAGUUUCUGAAGACAGUUGUGGUCUUAGUCUAAUUAAUCACCCAUUACAUAUUACGUUUUGGUGUUUGAUCAAUGUCUUAUUUGUCAUUGUUAGGAAUUUCUGGACAUCUUGAACGAAUGAGUAUGUACAUACGUUUUCUAGUAUUUUUUGAGGCUGAUAGUAACUCAUAUGCCAAAAAUCUAGUAUUCGGUUUGAGUUUUGCUCAUUUUAUAUAUUUUUUAUUAAAAAAAAACUUCACCAGUUUGUGGUUGAACUUUUGAACUGAAUUAUUAAAUUAUUACUGAUUUUUUUUUUAAAUUAUGAUAUGUAUGAAUUCAUUUUUUAAAAUAUGUUUUCAUUUGUAAAAUAUUUUUACUGAAAGUUUGUUUAGGGAAAUUUGUUCACGUUUUUAAUUGUUACCAGUGAGUACAUUACUUAAGUAUUUUAAAUGAUUUUUAUUAAAAAAAAAAACAAAAACAAAAUCGAUGCUUUGUAGUAAUCUAAAGGGGUGGAAUGAAAGAUUGCAUGUGAAUGUAUGAAUUGAAAACAAUACGAGUGUUUAACAAUAGAUUGCGAAUUUUUUAUUUAAAUAUACAAGCGCACACUUCCUAUAGCGGUCCCUAACUGACGACAUCUGAAGAUAACAAACAUUUUAAUUUCUAGUUUUAGUAAUAAAUGUUAUUAUUUUUUAAAAAGUUUUCAAUGUCCCAAUGGACAAAUUUAAAUUAAUAACCUGCCCAAUUUUAUCGACAUUGCUUUAGAAACGUAUUUUUAAAUAUGACAUUAUUAUUUUAUGUAAUAAACUUACUAUUUGUCAAAAAGUAUAUUCUCUUCUAAUUUUUGUAAAAUUGACGUUUUUAUUUUUUUAAACUGACUAGUCCUUUUUUUUCAAUAUAUAAUUUUUUUAAAAUACUUGUUUUCGUAUUUUAAUGAUGUACCUGAAGUAAAUAUCAUUAGUUUCUCAUUAAAUAACUAAGCUGUACAGAAUGUCCGUCUAUUAUAUAUAUUUUGCAUGUGAAAAACUUGAUCGUAAUUAUAUUUUUGUUUGGCUCAAAAAAUGUGAAGAGUUAAAUUGCUGUAUAUAGCGAAUCUGUCAUAGUGAAAUCUAAAUAAUAUAUUUUUUGUAUGAUUAGUCUUCAUCAUUUUAACAUCUUAUUGUUUCACUCUUCUUAACAUCAAAUUAUUUAUAUUUAUUUCGAAAUAUAUUCCAAACAUAUAGUUUUAGAAUAAUUGCUAAUGUAUAUUUAUCACUUUAAAAAGAUCUUGAAUCAUGAUAAAUAGAUAAAUAUACAAUAUUGUUACCAAAAAUCGACGUCAAGUAGUUGAAACCUAACAAUACACCUGCUUAAAUAAAUAAUAAAUAUUCACAGAUUCUAGAUUAUCGAAUCUUUAUAAACAUCUUAAUUCUUAUCAUAUAUUACUUAGUAUUGAGCUUGACUUGAUGACUGGAUAAAAUCUGUACUGUAAUGCCAUUUCUAUUUCAAUAUAAUGUGCUGCUAUAAAGUGCUGAUUAAGAUUAGAAUUGUGAUUUUCUUUUAUUAAUCUGAAAAUUGACAAAACUCUUGAUCCUUUGGGCUAAUAUUCUGCAUUGAACCUCCAAUGUCAGUUUUAAACCACAGAUCAAGGUUUUAACGUUAGCGACGCACACGGGGACCAAAUGCAUGAGUUCUUGGCAGAAAUUAUUUCAAGGCAUUAAAUUGGUGAAAAAAGAAUUAAAAGCACAUGUCUAGUAUUUAAGCAUGUUCUAUUAUGGCUAGGUCAUGAAUUAAAACUUUAUGUAUUGAGGGUGGCAUUGGAUAUCAAUUAUACUUUUCCACAAAGUCUUGCAUUCUCCAUAGCAUAUUUUUAGACCUUGUUCACAUUAAUUAAACCGUUUGAUAAAUCUAAUAUCCAAUCCAGUAAUCUUUGCUGCAACUUCUGAAACGCUGAAAAAUCUCCUAGCCGUAUUCCCAAAAUUACUGCUUCUGGUCUUUCAUUUUGCCAAAUAAUUAAUUGCUGCUGCUCUCCUGGAUUGCUUAAGAGCAAUAGUAUGAGUACAAGGGAUACAAAGAAGAUACUAGAGUCUUUAGCGUUUGGGUCAGAAAAGAACAUUCUGACUUCAAAUUAUUUAAAGAAUCCAUUUUUGGCGCUUCCACAACUUCUUGUUGUUUUUUUUUCAACGUUUUCAAAUUUCUUGUAUGCCAGCCUGUAUUUGGCAGCUCUUUGGCUUUGGCUGACUUAUUUUUCAAAUUUUUUGUGUUCCUAACAAAGGCAUAACCAUAUUUUCAUUCUUAUAUUUUGAAUCUAUAUCUUUCUUCAAACGUUUGACGAGAAGCACUACUUCAUUGUCAGAUCUUUUUUGUUCUUGGUCCAUUUUUGUUUCACCAUCUUACUUAAACAAUUAAACUUUAAAAUCAAUACAAGCAGUAUUAUUUUGUCUCGGAAAAGUUUAUUUAUAUUAUUCAACUAUAACCUGUGAAAUAGAUAAAAUUUGUUUAUUCUUGAUUUAAACUAGAGUUUAUAAACUUCAGUUGAAUUUCCAGUUUUACACCAGGUUCUAAAAUUGAUCCUCAAAGAUCCAUAUAAAACGAGAUCUUUUAAUGAUAGUUCUAUUUACGUAUACCAAAACAAAAGUGAGUUUUAGUGGUCUCGAUGAUGGAUGGUUUUCAUUCAUCAUCAUAUUUUAAACGAUACUAGGUACUACAUUUUGUUUCAUAAUCAUUUUGAGACAGCUAAUAAUGACGGACAUCCUGUUGACGAAGCGAAAAAUUCAAAAUUUUAACCCCAAUUAUAUAUUCAAAUACUAACUAGUUUAAAAUAUAGAAUUACGAUGUGAAAGAGGUCACCUUUGAUGUAGUUAUAUAAACAACUAUUGACUGAAUUGUUAUAUUUGGAAUAAAAUUGUAGUGAAAAGAAAAAAUAAAGCCAAGAAAAAUGAAAAUCAAUAAAUUGUAGGUAGUUAUUUAUUCAUUUCAUUAUGAACGAUCACAAUUGUUUGAUUUUGGAUUUUUUGUAAACUUUAGUUUUAAUAGACGAUAGAUUCUAGUAUCAAUAGUAACAUAGAUUUGGAUGAAUCUCAGGGAAGAAAACCUUAUAAAUAAUUAACUGUUUAAAUUACUUGUUGCCAGUACACAGCCAUAUUAGUAUAUAAUAAAAAAACAAUUGUAAAUAUUAGACCUUGGUAGUUGCCAUGUUUUUUUCAUAAAUUAGAAUAAGGAUCUUAAAAUCUAGUUUUUUAAAAUACUAAAAGGAUCCCUAUUUUUCUGCUUAUAUUUUUGGGGUUUUUGUACUUUUAUAAAUUUAGAAUAGGGAAUUUUAGAUACAAGCUGGUGUGAAUAUACAUUUUGAUUAUUAUUAUUAUUAUUAUUAUUACGUUGUUUUGAAUAUUGUAAAGUUGUAUAUUUUUUGUUUUUGUUUGUAAUAUAAGUAUUUGUAGAAAGUAUUUUAUUUCACUUUCUAUCUCCUUGAUUAAAAAAAUACACAGUACAUUUUUAUUUAAUUUUAAUUUCUAAUCCUUCAUUAUUGUCUAUAUAAGGACCCAAAACGAAAUUAUUGGAAAUAUAGUGAAAGCAAAUUUUCUAUGCAUGGACUCUA
This is a messenger RNA of Diorhabda carinulata, 8661 nucleotides long. It is a transcript of the gene Alh, whose product is annotated as protein AF-10. NCBI's taxonomy places the organism in Eukaryota, Metazoa, Arthropoda, Insecta, Coleoptera, Chrysomelidae. Gene Ontology annotation, biological process: regulation of transcription by RNA polymerase II. Gene Ontology annotation, molecular function: histone binding; nucleosome binding. Gene Ontology annotation, cellular component: nucleus. The record is from RefSeq and is a predicted model, not a curated record. The transcript is spliced from 15 exons. The coding region runs from base 350 to 3202 and encodes 950 amino acids.